AUGGCUGUGCGCUAUUUAUAUCAUACUAGUCGAAGCAACCCGGCGGUACAGCAGUGCAAUUAUCAGAGCCGUCUAUUAGUCCGGAAAGUGGAUUGCAUCAAUAGUGUAAUCUGGAAGCGAUUCUAUUUGUUGCGCCUCUCGUCCGCGUUCCGCUCAACUCGCUUUCCUCGUCUGGCCUCGCCCUGCACCUUUUCAUUCCACUCCGCCCCUCCCUCCCUGCCCGUCCCGUUUUCCCUUUAUCCGCAGUGCCUCGAUGCAUUGCGAAUUGCAUUUACCCCUUCAGAGAAUGAGUUCACGCGCAAAGUUGAGUCAUGCGGAAGGUGUCUUCUUUACCCUCAAAGACUUUAUCGCCUUUUUAAGGCGCUGAGUGACGUGAAGGAGAGGUGCAAUUGCGCAGUGAAGGAUCUUCAAGCGCUUACUACUCAUACUUCGCAACUAGGAGCAGCGGUGACGGAGCAGGAAGAGAGCGAGUCUCUGGUUGCCACUGACCGCAAAGUGUCGGUUGUUCCUCGCCAGGAUCUCUCUUGCAUAGAGACGCGACAAACGUGCCGAGCUGAGGUUGGCUUCUCCCCUAUUUCGGCAGAAAUUCCAUUUGAGAAGCAGCGUAGAACGGUCAUGACGAGAAUAAACGGGUGUGUAGAUGUUCCAGCAAUGUGGUGUAGUGGUUGUCGGCAGCGCAGGCGCCACAAGGGAGCUCUGUGCCGCUCUCUUCCGCGGAGGUCGUGGCGUGGUGGGAGGAGGGGAGGGGCAGAGCAAGGCCGCCCACUUCGCCCCGAGGGCGAUUGUCACGCGGCUGCGCACGCGCAGGCCGAGCGGAUGAUCUCCGAGCAGCAGCAGCGGGGAAUCCGCACGCAAAAGCGCAAGAUCUCUCCUCUUGUGAACAGAAUCCGCUCGCCACAUGCAGCUAUUGGAACGGGUUGCCAGUGCCAGAUCCUGCGGCUAUCGCAGUCUUCAUCUCACAAGCGAAUGAAUGGUCAGCCACGUCACGAUGAAAUCUGCUCUGGUUUCGUUCCAGUGAUGAUUAGGGCGACGAAGAGAGAUAAGUACAUUUUCGGGGACUGUCAACCACCUAUAGUGACACUUCCUGGAGAUGGAAAGCGAAGGAAGCCGCAGGUUAUUAUUGAGAAGCCAAAAAAGCCUGCGCUGAAUGCGAGAGGGUCCCGCCUUCGAACGCAUUGUCGAUUCGCGUCGGGUGGGCGACUCACUCACCUGGCGGGAGCUCGAAGCCGGGACCGCCGUCACGUGACCGCGCCUGUCCACCGCGACCGCCGCCAGCAGCAGGAGCGCGAGCGGCGGCAGGAGCUGCAGGCACAGCGGCGCCCGGCGACGGCACAUGGCGAUGACCCGGAACCUGUAGCUGGCUGGCUCGCUCCUCCUCGCUCGCACUGGGUUAUCUGGCGUCGCGGCCUCCCGUCAUCGCCAGGCAGAGGGCAGAGGCAGCGGCCGCCGCAGCCGCCCGCAGCGCACUGA
Molecule: messenger RNA, 1470 nt
Organism: Gryllus bimaculatus (two-spotted cricket)
Lineage: Eukaryota; Metazoa; Arthropoda; Insecta; Orthoptera; Gryllidae
Source: the annotation of a GenBank genome assembly